CAGUUAAAAAAUAUGACUUGUUUGUUAUGAAAUUCAAGUUUUCGUCAAACAGAAAUUUGAGCUGAAUAUACACGAUUGUAUUAUUUGUUCAAACUUACGUCUCCAUAAUAUUUAUCACGUGGUACCUCGUGUGUAAUUAAUUCAGUACACGAGCAUCCCACGACGUUACUUCCAUAAUAUUUUUGCGGAUUAUUAUUAGACGCGUUCAUCGAUAUCACAUUUCCUUUUGCUCGAAAGAAUUAAUAACGCCGCGAAGAGUCCUCGCAAAAGCGCGGAAGACUUGAUCCUUUUCUAAAGCAAAUAUAGGAGGAUAAUAGCGAAGAGAAGAGAGGCGCGUCGGCCGCGCCGAUAGGAACGUUUAAAAAAAAGAAAGUCACGAACGCAUGUGCGACGUGUAGCCCGGGGUAUUCUGGCAUCAUGAACAUCGAUGAAUUUCGCGUGCGCGGCAAGGAGAUGAUCGAGUACAUAUGCGACUACAUCCGCACGCUGGACGGCAAGAGGGUGACGGCGAACGUCGAUCCCGGUUACCUGAGACCUCAGCUGCCGAAGGAGGCACCCUUUAAGCCGGAAUCAUGGGACGCCAUCAUGAUGGACGUCGAUGGCAAAAUAAUGCCCGGAAUCACUCACUGGCAGCAUCCACGAUUCCACGCCUACUUCCCGUCCGGCAACUCGUUCCCCUCAAUCCUGGGUGACCUGUUGUCAGAUGCGAUCGGCUGCAUCGGCUUUUCGUGGGCGGCCAGCCCGGCUUGCACCGAGCUCGAGACAAUCGUGUUGGAUUGGUACGCCAAGGCGAUCAACCUGCCGACCGAGUUUCUGUCGGAGCAAAAAGUCGGCGGCGGCGUGAUCCAGGGUUCAGCCUCCGAGUGCAUCCUGGUGACGAUGCUGGCGGCGCGUACGCAGGUUAUCAAGAAGCUGAAGGAGCAGGAACCCAAUAAGGAGGACUCGGCGUUUCUACCGAGAUUGGUGGCCUACUGUUCCACGGAGUCGCACUCGUGCGUGGAGAAGGCGGCGAUGAUAAGCCUGGUGAAACUCCGAGUGCUCGAGCCGGAUGACAAGGCCGCGUUACGUGGCAAACGGCUCGAAUUAGCCAUCAAGGAGGACGUGGAGAACGGUCUCGUGCCAUUCUAUGUGUCCGCCACUCUGGGUACCACUGGCUCCUGCGCCUUCGACAAUCUCGUGGAGAUCGGACCUGUGUGCAAGUUGUAUCCCAAUAUCUGGCUACACGUGGACGGCGCUUACGCCGGUAACGCUUUUAUCUGCCCGGAGAUGAGACCGUUCAUGGACGGCAUCGAACAUGCCGAUUCGUUCAACACGAAUCCCAACAAGUGGUUGCUGGUGAACUUCGACUGCUCCUGUCUGUGGGUGCGCAAUCGAGUGAAGCUCACAUCAGCGCUGGUCGUCGAUCCACUCUAUCUUCAACACGCUCGCUCGGGCGAGUCGAUCGACUACCGUCACUGGGGUAUCCCGCUAAGCAGACGAUUUCGAGCGUUGAAGCUCUGGUUCGUUAUGAGAUCGUACGGCAUCAGCGGCUUGCAGAAGUACAUUAGGAAUCACAUAAGGCUAGCCAAGAGAUUCGAGGCGCACAUGAAGAAAGACAAGCGCUUCGAAAUUUUGAACGAUGUGCGAGUCGGCCUGGUGUGCUUCCGAUUGAAGGAGAGCGAAGAGAUGAAUCAGGAGUUGUUAGCUAACAUUAACGCCUCCGGUCGGUUGCACAUGAUACCAGCUCGUGUGAUGGGCAAGUAUAUCUUGCGUUUCUGCGUGACAAAGGAGGAUGCGACCGAGGACGACAUCGAUUAUGCCCUUAGCGUGAUCGAGGAACAUGCUACGGAAGUGAUGCUGGCUCACUACGAGGGCACGGAGGACGAGUACAGAGCGAAGGGCCCGAAGAGUCCAAACGCUCUCGACAAGAAACUCGUACGGAAGUUCAGCUUCACCAGGAGCGUCACCAGAGACGUUUACAAAAGAUCUAUCUCCAAAUCUAGCCUACACGACGGCGCGACACCCAUUAUGGUCGUCGACGAUAACUCGCAAGUCGACCCCAUCGACGACGACCGUUUCUGUAAUAGCAGAUCGUGACGAUGUCGAUGACGGUCCCCAGCGCCGACUCGGGACGACGUAGAUGAUAAUAAAAAGGGCCCUCGCUACACGGCCGUGUGAUGCGAAACUCUGACGGCCCACCGUCGUCAAUUUACCGAUUCCCGAAGUCGCGUUUGUUGAUAAGGACCGACUAUCACCGAUUACAUCGCCACGUGAGUGUUUAGUCAAAUUAUUCGUCACCGAUUAAAUUCGCUAAAUACCACCGAAGACGAUCUCGCUCGUUUAUGAACGAUGGAUCGGUCGUAUAUUAUCUCGAGCACGAGUGAUUCUUCGUGGCAACAAAUUGCGUCAAUGGCACAUGAGCCAAGUUUUGCGAUAAAGCGUGAGAUUCUCAAGCACAUUUUAGACAGUCUGUAAUAAGCGACAGAAUUUGGCUUAAACAAUUUAAUUACGAACGCACACAUAUAAUG
Trachymyrmex septentrionalis is the source of this 2507-nucleotide messenger RNA. Its product is annotated as tyrosine decarboxylase-like. Gene Ontology annotation, biological process: amino acid metabolic process. The coding region runs from base 418 to 2076 and encodes 552 amino acids. The transcript is spliced from 4 exons. The record is from RefSeq and is a predicted model, not a curated record. Lineage: Eukaryota; Metazoa; Arthropoda; Insecta; Hymenoptera; Formicidae. Gene Ontology annotation, molecular function: pyridoxal phosphate binding; carboxy-lyase activity.